GGAAGUUCUUCCACCCCAACCGCCGCUACUGUUACAGCAGCUGUACCACCUCCACCACCGCGUAACGUCUUUCCGGGAGCUCCGCCCCCAGCUCCUACGGUCACUUUAAAAGGGGCUCCUCGACCACCAGCCAUGACUAGUCCAGCAACAGCUGUUGCCGCUGCUGCUGCAGCCGCUGCCGGUGGCUUAGCUGGUGCUCAAUAUCGUGGCGCCACCUGGACCCCUCAAGGUUAUACACCAGCUGCAGCCGCUGCAGCUGCUGCUGCCGCUGUUGCUCAACAGGCCUAUCGUUAUACGGCUCCAUUGCCUCAACCAGCCUAUGCUGCAUAUACUCCGCAUACAACAACUACACCAGCAACAACAACGAUGUUUGCUGUUAUAUUUUUGCCUUCAUAAAAAUGGCCCACAUCUCUAAUGUCCUUUUCU
This is a messenger RNA of Lucilia sericata (common green bottle fly), 426 nucleotides long. Its product is annotated as protein alan shepard-like. The annotation marks the transcript as partial. The record is from RefSeq and is a predicted model, not a curated record. The transcript has 2 exons. NCBI's taxonomy places the organism in Eukaryota, Metazoa, Arthropoda, Insecta, Diptera, Calliphoridae.